CUCUCUGGGCACAAAGAUGUGACUUUGCACCCAUGAGGGAAGGAGGGAGGAGAGAUUUGGAAGAAAGAAAGCUGCACAUGAGUCAGCAGCCAGAAGCUUGACCUUGAUCACGGCCUCUUCCCAACUCUAUACUGGACCAUGAUGACAUGGCAGAAGAUUUUUGCAGAGAAGGCUGCAAGCCUGAAAUUAAUGGAUCCAUGGACAUUUCGGGAGGAUAAUAGCCUGCAGGUGCACAGCCUCAAGCCUGGCUGGACGGAGUUUUUGCAGAACCAUGUGUCUGGGAGGUUUCAGUGCUCCCAGUGCCUGAACAAGUGGUCCUCAGCCAAAGUGCACAUCCUCUUCCACAUGUGCUAUGGGAUAGUGCUGAUGCGAAUCUUCCGUCAAGCCUGCAGGCAGUGCCACGACCCCCAGCUGGAGGAGCCCAUAUUCAGCCUGGAGAACAUAGAGCGGCUGCUGCACAACCUGGUGCUGAAGAUCCUCAAGGACUUCUACAACGUGCCCGUGCAGUCAGACGACCUCCUGGAAGUGGUGGUGGACAGGUGCCACACAUCGGGGGUACACGACAGGACCCACUGCGAGGGCUGCAAGCAUGGUGUCUGCAGCAGGUCCAGGGCAGCCAUGGAGCCCGGUGCUGGGAAGAACAAGGUGGGUGUGAGCAAAGCCCAGAAGACAAAGAUGGAUGUGGACAAGGCUCAAAAGACCAAGAUGGAAGUGGACAGGGCCUGGAAGAUCAAGAUAGAUGUAGAUGAGGCCUGGAAGACCGAGAUGGAUGUGGACAAGGUCUGGAAGACCAAGAUAGAUGUGGACAAGGCUCAGAAGACCAAGAUGGAUGUGGACAAGGCUUGGAAGACCAAGGUGGGUGUGCACAAGGUCUGGAAGCCCAGGGAAGAUAUGGACAAGGCUGUCUUGAUCACGAGGUCCACAGAGCAAGUUGUAGGUGGUGGCUUUCCCUGGAAACGCUGCUGCUGCGUGGGCUUAUCUGUUCUCUGUGUUUUGGGAGUGCUCAUCUUUGCCCUGCUUUAUUCCCUCUUGAAAUAGUAGGAGCUGGCAUUUGUGAAUACCGGGAUGCUGGCUGAGGAUGGUGGUAAUGGAAAGGGUGCAAAAUUGACUGGAUGUGUGCCCUGGGAUGGCGAGGCAUUCUCAGCUCACAGGUGACAGGCACCACCAUCAUGCCUAGGCACCUUGUCUCCAGCCCAGGGGAGCCCAGCAGGCCUGGUGGUUUCUUAUGGGACAUGUUCUGCACAAGGAUGGCCCCCAGCUCCUCAUACAAAGGAUGGAGAGUACCUGCAGGAAUAAAGCAGUUCUUUAUCCUCA
Messenger RNA from Lagopus leucura (white-tailed ptarmigan), 1314 nucleotides. Its product is annotated as receptor-transporting protein 3-like. Gene Ontology annotation, biological process: protein insertion into membrane; detection of chemical stimulus involved in sensory perception of bitter taste; protein targeting to membrane. The record is from RefSeq and is a predicted model, not a curated record. Bases 139 to 1038 code for a protein of 299 amino acids. The transcript has 2 exons. Lineage: Eukaryota; Metazoa; Chordata; Aves; Galliformes; Phasianidae. Gene Ontology annotation, molecular function: olfactory receptor binding.